Molecule: messenger RNA, 4924 nt
Organism: Cryptotermes secundus
Lineage: Eukaryota; Metazoa; Arthropoda; Insecta; Blattodea; Kalotermitidae
Product: patched domain-containing protein 3
Exons: 10
Coding region: 590-3907 (1105 amino acids)
Cellular component (GO): plasma membrane; cytoplasmic vesicle membrane
Source: RefSeq, a predicted model, not a curated record
GGUGUGUUCCACUUCUGGCAGGACUCCCCUACAAUGUCGUGGAGUACCACUAGAGUACAGUUACCUCCCACUGACCACAUUACCCAGUAAAGCAGUGCCAGUCUUCGUUUAAGGGCCGUACAGCGGGCAAGCGAGCGGAGAGCCGCCUGUCUGGUGAUGGUCCUCAGCGGUUAACACACCGGAUACCGCUCAACAGUUCCUUCGGACGAAGAACUCGCAGUUCUGUCUCAGUCUCUUCACGCGUGGCAGUUACCGAGUUUACAGAGUGCCUUGGUUCGGUGACGGGUUAGACGUGAUCCAGUGUUUUAAUGUUUUAAACAAGCUACGUGCAAAAAUACCCGCUGUAGAGCAAUUCUUGGCGGAUUCGAUAAAUAUUUUCUGUUUCGGUUUUACGUCAGAGGAUAACAAAAUACAUACAGUAGUUCUUUUGAGAAAGUGAUGCUCUCGUGUUUGGUGAUUUCAACGAAAUAUUAAGGACAAUGACACAAUUGUGGUGAUUAGAAGAGGACACGACCUUGAACCAUCUGCUUAACUAGGAUACGCGGCCCGGCUUUUCGAGAUAUCAGUUCUGAAAUUCAUCAAGCGCAACAUGAGCUGUGGACUGACCUGGGUGGACAGAGCGCUACACGUGUCCUUCUACCGCCUGGGGGUCAUCGUGGGUCGCCAUCCUGGGUAUUUCCUGAUCGUGCCAGUCCUCUUGACGUUGCUGUGUAUCACCGGCUUCCAGCAGAUCAAAUACGAGAUGGACCCCGAGUACUUGUUCAGCCCCGUGAGGGGGGAGGGCAAGCAGGAGCGGGCAGUUGUUGAAUCCUUCUUCAAGCCCAAUUACACCAGCAGAUUCAACGUGGGCCGCAUCACCAGACCAGGGCGGUUCGGACGGGUGAUUGUGAUCCCGAAGCACGGGAAAGACAUGCUGAAGCGGGAAAUCUGGCGGGAACUGAGACUUCUGGACCAGCUCAUCCAGAACGAGACGGUCCGCUGGCAGGACGAGGAGCCCUUCACCUACCGCGACGUGUGCGCUCGGUGGGUCGACGAAUGCUUCCAAAACGACGUUCUCAACCUCGACUACAUUAUCGACGAGGUCGAGAGCCGAACCCUGAACCUCACGUUUCCCAUCAUGUUCAACCCUGUCACGUGGGAUGCCCAUACGUUCCCUGUCUACUUUGGUGGCACAGUGGUUAGUGAAGACGGCCUCAUCAUCAGUGUGCCGUCAGUUCAGCUUGUGUACUUCGUCACUGCAGACACCAAGAGACAGGAUGCCAGAGGUGCGGCUUGGGAGGACGCCUUCCUGAACGCGGUGGGCCGAGCUGAAGACACCCACGCGUUUAGGCACAUCUCCACCGCCAGGUUCGCGAGUCGAACCCUGGACAUCGAACUGGAGCGUAACACGCGGACCGUGGUUCCCUACUUCAGCACAACGUUCCUCAUCAUGGCGGCCUUCUCCAUCACAUCCUGCUGGAUGGCCGACUGGGUCCGUGCCAAACCCUGGCUGGGUCUCUUGGGGAACAUUUCGGCAUGCAUGGGCACUGCUGCCGCGUUCGGCGUCACCAUGUACCUGGGCAUUGAGUUUAUCGGCAUCAACCUCGCGGCACCCUUCCUCAUGCUAGGUAUCGGCAUUGAUGACACGUUUGUGAUGCUUGGCGCCUGGAGAAGGACGUCGGUACAUUUGCCUGUGCCGGAGCGGAUGGGCCGAAUGUUAAGCGAGGCAGCCGUGUCGAUCACCAUCACCUCGGUCACCGACAUGAUCAGCUUCUGGAUAGGAAUCAUCAGCCCGUUUCAGUCCGUCCGCAUAUUCUGCAUCUACUCUGGUUUCGCUGUCUGCUUCACCUUUAUAUGGCACCUCACAUUCUUCUCCGCGUGUGUCGCCCUUGCAGGACACGCCGAGAAGGAAAACCUCCACUCCGUGAUUUGCCUAAAGGUCAACCCCGUCUCCAAGUCCGAUGAAAGGUCCUGGCUGUACCGCAAGUUCUGCACGGGAGGCGUAGAUCCUAGCGACCCAAACAACCCACGAGAUAACAAAGAACACUGCAUCAUGGCCUAUUUCCGAGAUAAUAUGGCUCCCAUCCUCAACUGGUGGCCGGUCAAAGUGAUCGUGGUGGCCGUCUUCGCAUGCUACAUUGCAGGUGCCUGCUAUGGCAUCACGGGAAUCACAGAGGGACUCGAGCGACGGAAACUCUCCCGGUCUGACUCCUACUCAGUUGAGUUUUACGACCGGGAAGAUUUCUACUUCCGAGAAUUUCCAUACAGGAUCCAGGUGGUGAUCAGUGGUGAGCUGAAUUAUUCUGAUCCAGUGAUCCAGGCUCAGGUGGAGAACCUGACUCAGACAUUUGAGAACACGACCUACAUCUCCUCUCCGCUGUACACAGAAUCCUGGCUGCGGUCUUUCGUCGGCUACGUUCAUCGGAACCAAGACUACCUCAACGUGUCCAUAGACACAGAACAGAGCUUCAUCAAGACGCUUAAGGAGCUAUGGCUGUACAAACCAAACCCAUUCUCCCUCGAUGUGAAGUUCAAUGAUGAUGGAACACGUAUCAUUGCAUCACGACUUCUUAUACAAGCUGUUAACAUCAGCGAUACCAACGGAGAGAAGGAGAUGGUUCGAGCGCUGAGGAACGUCUGCCACCAGUCACCUCUAAACGUCAGUGUUUUCCAUCCAUAUUUUGUCUUCUUUGAUCAGUUUGAACUGGUGCGUCCGACUUCCAUUCAGUGUAUGAUAAUUGGUGCUCUUGUCAUGAUGGUGGUGUGCUUUGUCUUCAUUCCCAACAUUCUGUGCUGCGUUUGGGUUGCCCUGUCCAUCAUUUCCAUUGAGGCCGGAGUCGCGGGAUAUAUGGCGCUGUGGGGAGUGAGCCUCGACUCCAUCUCGAUGAUCAAUCUCAUCAUGUGCAUAGGAUUCUCAGUUGAUUUCACAGCACACAUAUGCUAUGCCUACAUGUCAUCUAAAGGAAGCACCCCUGAAGAGCGCGUUAAGGAGAGUCUGUAUGCCCUAGGGCUGCCCAUCGUUCAAGGGGCUAGCAGUACGAUCCUUGCAGUUAUAAGCCUUGUCCUCGCAGGCAGCUAUAUCUUCUUGGUGUUUUUCAAGAUGGUGUUCCUUGUAGUGUUCUUUGGAGCAAUGCACGGUCUCUUCCUUUUGCCAGUAUUACUAUCCCUCUUUGGACCUGGCUCUUGUACCGCCUCCAGAAAGCAAAAACCAGUGGAAAAACAGUCGCCCGACACAAAGCAUCCCUCUGAAGUGGAGAAAACUUUUCCUCACCCAUUCUGUAUUCCCCAUCCUUCUCUGAACCCAUUAAGUCACAGUAACUUUGUAUAUAGAUGUACAAAUGGUGAGAUGAAAUCUUCAUCACCAAAGUAUUUUGGAAAGAGUAAUGAAGGGAAUUAUCACCUCAAAAAUGUUGGCAAUGGCCCCCACUUUGGCGUCCCGCUGCCAGGUCUCCCGAGUCAUAUGAUAAUGUACAGUGCAGGAAAAUAUGGUGAUACAUCAGGGUCCUUGGAGAAAGAUUUGGGUUUAGGAACAUCUGGGGAAGAUUCCAGUGAAGCCAGCUCAAACAAGUCCCAACGUCGUCUGCAGCAAAGGGGUGAGGCAGGGGAGGACUGUGAACAACGCAGACAUUAUGAGGAUGGAUGGCGGAAGUCAUCUUCAGCCCACGCAAUUGGAGCACAAAAUCGCCAUGGAAGGCCACAAGAAUUCCAACCUCCUCAUCUCAUGGAAGUAUACAAUAAUUCUGGAUACCUCAGUGAUGAAGGAGGGCGGCACCGCAGCAGACGCGACCAAGCCUCUGCAUGGCAUAGGAACCAUCCACGUAAUGAUUCUAGGCAAUAUUCUCCUAGGUCUAAGUCACAAAGCAAUCGUUACCAGCAUCACCAUUCACAUAGUGUGCCUAGUUAUAUAGGGGAAAUGAAAUUUCCAUGACGAAGGAAUGAACACUUGUCAUAAGAGCUCAAAACGAAUGACUGCCUAUGUGACUUGUCCAGAAUGGGCCAUAUUAGGAACAGUGUGACUACAUAGUAUAUAUUGCAUACAAGAUCUAAAUGGAAAAUGUGAAAAUUGGUUAGCAAGAUCUGUGGCUGUAUUGCAUAGCAAGACUAAUCUUUUGUUUGCAGAACAUACUGUGUGUUGUCAUGCAAAUAAAUGACUUAAAAAGACUUCCAGGUGACAAAAUAGUGUUCAGUAUACAUGGCACUGUCCCUUAGUCAGACUGAUACGUCAACCUGAAAAACAUAUGUUAUUAAUGAUCCAGCUAGAAGACAAUAAUGUUGUUAUUUUAUUCAACAACGAUGAAAGGGGCGUGAGUGCUGAUAUAUAACGCGGAGGGUCAUAUUACUAUAUUAUGAUACAAGAGGUGUGGACCGCAGGAGUUGUUUCCAAGGGGAACCACAAAUGUUUACAUAAUUUUAGGAAGCAACCAUUCUAAAGACUGUGAAUGACACUGUAGGAUAUUAGACACAUCAUAUGUUAAGGAUAUUAAUUGGAUUUAACUGGUUCAGGAUCUUGUGCAAUGGUAGUUUGGUUUCAAAAUCAGUGAGCCUGGGGCCCCUAUAUUAUGAUGUAAACGUGGAACAAAGAUGAUAGUUGUGGGUACUUGCCAAUCUGAAGAAGCACAGUGUGUUUCAUCAAAGUCAAAGAUCAUAGAAGCGCAUAUAAGACUGUUUAUUUAAGGGACAGUUAUAGACUGCUGUUAUCUACAAUUUCUGCCUGAUUCUCUCUCCCUGCACCAAGUUUUGCCUCAAGUGAGAUUCUGACAAAACUGAAGUUUCCGAUCCUAAUUCAUGUACUGAAGAUGGCAAUGUGCAAGUGUUCAGUUUAUGCUGCACUGCUUUUGUGUUUGUAGUGAUUAUCAAAUUGAAUUGUUCUAUUGGUUUUAUAUCCAGUUUUUAUAACAUGUUACAGAAUAACAUGUAACCCAGAUUAAUAAGAUACUGAAAAUAU